Molecule: messenger RNA, 2141 nt
Organism: Osmia bicornis bicornis
Lineage: Eukaryota; Metazoa; Arthropoda; Insecta; Hymenoptera; Megachilidae
Gene: Dbp73D
Product: ATP-dependent RNA helicase DDX51
Exons: 6
Coding region: 121-2085 (654 amino acids)
Cellular component (GO): nucleus
Molecular function (GO): nucleic acid binding; ATP binding
Source: RefSeq, a predicted model, not a curated record
AUGGACUAUGGUGAACUGCGGUAUAUAUACAUAUACAUAUAUAUAAAUACCAAUGAAUACCUAACCUUUAAAUAUUGAUCGUAUACACGUGUAUUUCAUACAAAUAAAUAGUUUAAUAAAAUGAGUUUAUUUGUAAUAAACAGGUACGAAGGUGAAAAGGAGGUAGAGACUAAAACUGAAAAUAAACAAUUAUCAGAAUUAUUAAAAAGAAUAGAAGAACGUAAAAAAGAAAGGGUUUUUAAAAAGGAAAAUGUGCAAAAUGUAAAAGAAGAUGACCGUAAAAGAAAAAAAAGAAAAAUAGAAAUAUCUAAACAAGAUCCAUUAGAAAAUACUUCUGUUAAUGAAGAUGCUAAUCAGAAUAAUGUUGAAACACAGCUUGUACACCCAGAAAAAUUGCAUAAAAAGAAGAAAAAGAAAAAGAAAAAUGUUCAUAACAUAGAAAAUAAUGUAAAUUAUGAAGGUACUGAGGGUGAUAAUAAAGGAUUGCAGGAAGCAGUUGUAGAUGAUCAAAAAAAUAUGUUGUUAAAUAAAUCUGCAGAUGUAAAUAAUGUACAGGAGCAAAGUGAUUUUAUGGUAUUAGGUGUAAAAAGUAAAAGAAAAAAGUACGAAGUGAAGAGAGUAUUACCAGAAUGGUUGGCUAAUCCAAAUAUUAUAUCAAAUGAUUUGAAUGAUGGUCCAAGUAUAGAGAGCUUGAAUUCAGUUUUAGAUGCUAAACUUAUUCAAGUUUUAAAAGCUAAUGGUAUCGAUAAAUUAUUUCCUGUUCAAGCUAGUAUGAUAACUUGGUUAUUGAAAUGUAACAAGGAUAAGCAACAAGGAUGGUGGUUACGAGAUACGUGCGUAUCUGCUCCUACAGGCAGCGGUAAGACUUUGGCGUAUGUAUUACCAAUUGUGCAUAUAUUACAAUCUCGAUUAGUGCCAAAAAUACGUUGCAUAGUUGUUGUACCUGUACAAGAAUUGGCUGCACAAGUUUACAAGGUGAUGGUUGCGUACACAUCUCACACAACUCUCACAGUUGGUUUGCUUUCUGGAGCUUGUUCGUUUCAACAAGAACAAAGUAACAUUCUAAGAAUGAAUGCUCGAGGGGAAUACGUUCCUGCAGUAGACAUUAUCGUUGCUACACCGGGCCGAUUAAUCGAUCAUAUAUUAAAAACACCAGAAUUUUCUUUAAACGAUCUCAGAUUUCUUGUUAUCGAUGAAGCUGAUCGAGUCGCAGAUUGGUUGGAAUAUCUUCCCGAACCUCAUAAUCGUGCUGCAAGAUUAACGCUCUUCGAUCUACGCUGCGGCAAAGCCCCCGUGCAGAAACUGUUGUUUAGUGCCACCUUAUCGCAAGAUCCUAAAAAAUUGAAUCACCUUAGACUAUUUCAACCAGUAUUGUUCACAUCCGUUGUGGUGUCAGGCAAAGAUACCGAUGUGAAUUUAGACAUGGAAGUGGGUAAUUACAUAGGCCGUUAUACAAGUCCCGAUGGAUUAACAGAAUACGCGGUGGAAUGUAUAGCAGAGUAUAAACCUGUUGCUCUAUACGACCUACUAAACAGGAAUAAUAAAAUCAGUAAAACCUUAAUAUUCACAAAUUCUGGAGAAACUGCUCAUAGAUUAAGUAUUUUACUUGGAUCGUUGUUAGCUGAAAAGAAUGUAACAAUUGGGAAGCUUUCGGCACAGCUUAAGCCUAAAGAACGCGAACAUGUCCUUGGGAAGUUUAUUACUGGUGAAGUUAAAAUACUUAUAAGCUCAGAUGCGCUAGCUCGAGGCGUGGACAUUCCAGAUAUACAUACGGUUGUAUCUUACGAUCUUCCUAAGCAUAUUAAAGGAUAUAUUCAUAGAGCUGGAAGAACAGGACGUGCUGGUAAAUCUGGCAUAGUGAUAUCUAUCCUGACGUCGAAACAAGUUGGAAUAUUUAAAGAUAUGUUGAGUAAUGUUCAUAAAGCGGUACCGCACAUCGAAAAAUUGGAGUUGAAUUCUGUCGCAGAUUCAAUAGACUAUUCGAGCCAUGUUAAAAAGUUAAAGGAAACGCUGGAAGAAGAAAAACAACGUAAUUUAUUACGAACGAAAUCUGUUAAACGAAUUCAGCCUAUAGUUAAGGAAUGAAAAACAUAAACAAUUUUUGUACAUAAAUUAUGAUAUAAAUAUUUCAAAUUAAUAUA